AUGAACGAAGGAGAUUCUUCAAAGUUCUUCAAAGUCUACUUACCAGACGAAUCCGGAGAUGAUCUGGAAUUUCCCGUCUCUUUCAACAGCUCGUUACCAAAACCUCUGCCUAGAAAUGUUACGGUUAGGAGUAUUUACGGGAAGACUUGGAAAUUGGCGUUGAGGAAAUGCGGUGGCGGUGAUGUUGAGAGAUACGCUCUCGUCAACGGUUGGAAGAGGAUUGCAAAGGAUGAAGCUCUCAACGGUGGAGAUUUCUUGGCCUUUGAGUUCGACGGCUCUGCCUCUUUCAACUUCUGUAUCUACGAGGGUCGAACCAUGUGUAAAAGACUCAGAAGAACAAGUUCAGAGCGAACGAACGAGAUCAAGGAGGAAUCUGAGGGUGAAGAAGAAGAAGAAGCUAGAGCUAGUGACAACGUUCCAGAUCUUGAUGAUGAUGAUGACAGACAGUAUCUGGAUGAUCCAGAAAACCCGUACUUUACUGUGUUCCUAAAUCCGAAUAAGAACAGCCAAAUGCACAUCCCGGCUAAAGUGAUAGGGGACUAUGGAUUAAACUUCCCUCAGCUUAUAACGAUCGCUGACCCGGUCUCGAACAAUUUCGGGACAUUGGAGAAGAUUAUCAAGGUUCAGGGGAAUGGCAGCGUGUUUGUCAAGGGGUUUGGGAGUGUUAUCAGAAGGAACAAAGUGAAGACAGGCGAUAAAAUGGUAUGCGAAGUGGUGAAGACCGGUAAUAACAAUCUGGUUCACACAAUCAAGAUACACAUCAUCCGUGGAUGA
Messenger RNA from Microthlaspi erraticum, 774 nucleotides. The record is from the annotation of a GenBank genome assembly. NCBI's taxonomy places the organism in Eukaryota, Viridiplantae, Streptophyta, Magnoliopsida, Brassicales, Brassicaceae.